Messenger RNA from Bolinopsis microptera, 1220 nucleotides. RefSeq lists its product as uncharacterized. Gene Ontology annotation, biological process: G protein-coupled receptor signaling pathway. The transcript is spliced from 5 exons. Lineage: Eukaryota; Metazoa; Ctenophora; Tentaculata; Lobata; Bolinopsidae. Gene Ontology annotation, cellular component: plasma membrane. The coding region runs from base 129 to 1220 and encodes 363 amino acids. Gene Ontology annotation, molecular function: G protein-coupled receptor activity. The record is from RefSeq and is a predicted model, not a curated record.
GUUUUUGUUGAAAAUGACUAACAAAUUUAGCGCGAUCACACCUACAAAGAAGUUGUGAGAAGUUAGGAACCUGGGCAACCAUCACUGCUGAAGAUCACCUUCACAGUUUCAAGUUGUAAAAGGAGAUAAUGACAGAGUCUGAGAAUGAAAUGGAAGGGUCGUUGGUUGUGCAGAUAGUGAUGUCUCUACUUCUUAUCGCUAUUCCGGUCACUCUCAUAGGAAACGUGAUGGUUAUAGUGGUCAUUGCCAGACUCAAACGAGUCACGACACACUACAUUCUGCUGAACAUAGCGGCCUGUGACCUCCUCACCGGCCUUCUCUCUCAGCCCAUCAUGCUCCUUAAUUUAACAGGUUGGGAUAAGGAGUUCCACGCCCGCUUCCCCUGGGUGUGUAACAUACUGGGCUGUAUCUCCGCUACUCUUGCUUACGUUUCCUUCUUCACCGUGGCAGGAAUAGCACUGGACAGAUGCCUGGUCGUUAUACUGAAACACCGCUACAAAUUCAUUGUGACCCGGAACAGAAUGAUAGCUGCUAUCUGCACCAUCUGGAGCAUCGCCCUGCUCAUGGUUUAUCCAGUGCCGAAACUUAUCUUCUGUAGGUCAUAUUACUUCAGGUAUCUGGAGGACAGGAUGAUGUGCGUUGCAGCUGAUGAUAAAACUCUUACCUCCCAACAUAUCGUAACAGUCAGUACAAACAAUUUAGCAUAUUCUCCGGAUUUAGUUUCCUCUCCAAAUGAAAGCUACUGUAUCGGUACACGCUUCCUUCCAAACAGUUUGGCCGCGUUGGUAAAACAGAAAGGGUGUAAGAUAAUAGUAGCCCUAGUAGAAUCAAUAGCUCUGAUCGCAGUUCCUGUUCUCAUUGUCCUCAUCACCUCCAUUGUCCUGAUAAUCGGACUGUACAGAAAGCUCUGCUCUCAAAGUCACGUGGUCAAACGCAGUGUCGAAACUGUGAUUAUCAUGAUGGUUGGGUUCAACUGCUGUGUUCUACCUUACUGUCUCACAGUUCCUAUAGACCCUGUGGAUCUGGGGGGACGCUGUAUGUUGGUCUUAAUAUUUCUCCUGCAGCUUCACUCCGCCAUAAAUCCUCUUAUUUACCUUCUGAGGAGCUCAAAGUUCAGGAGACAAGCCAUUACUAUUGGUAGUGAGUUUAUAAGGUCUAUUGAUAAGAGACAUAGGUUGAAGUCUAUUAGACAAUCCUUUAAACGCAGACAAUGUGAUUAA